AGAAUCAAAACAAUGAUUUUGAAUGAAAUGAUCUAUAGAGAUCUAAUAAUGACAAUGAUGGCGAUGUUCGUGUAACACUGUAAACAUUAGUCUACAGAAAAUGUCAAAGCUACAGAAGGAAGUCAUCCAUGCACAGCUGGUCAGCAAGGCAGUACUGUCACCAGAUGAGAAUGAGUUGUACUUAUUGAGCCAACAUGCUGCCAUUCACAUGGAUCCACAAGUGUUCAAAAUUAUUUUAGACUUAUUGAAAUUUAAUGUUCCGCCAUUGGCUAUCGUCGACACAUUGAAAUCUAUGUGUACACAGCACCAAACAUCAACCUCUGGGUUUCUAGGCAGUGGUGAGCCUCACCACAGCCUCAGGCUCUCAAACAUAGGAAGUCAGGAUUCUUCCACCAACCAGCUAGCAGCUUCCAGAUCAGUUUCGGAGCGCUCUGUCAGGGGCAAUGGGUCGUUGCACAAGAGCUUCACUGGGGAAUAUCUUUCUCACAGCAGUACAGAUGAUGUCUUAAACUAUUCUAGCGGUAAUGUUCCCAAAGACAGUUCGUACGGCCAUCAUGUUGACCGGCCAGGCCUACAUCACAUAACAGUCAGACAAAGAGGUUCUGUGGAUGACCACAGGGCUGAUAAAUAUAAGGACAGAGUGAAUAAGAAGAGAUAGAAUUCUAACUUGAACUGAAUCUCAAACAAAACCCAGGAAUGUCUCAAAGCUAUUUAUUCUGUUGUUAUGAAAUAAAUUCAUUACUAUUCAUUUUGAAACCAGCAUUUUCAACAUGAACAACCUUUUUCACAGUUAAAAAUAGAAUGUUAACAAAGCCAUAACAAACAACAGCUUAAUAAAAUGCUGCUUAUAUUUUACCACUUUCAAAAGAGCACUCAAAUCUCUUUGUUUAAAAUUGACUUCAUUAAUUUGCAGUGGGUUUUUUUUUGUUUUUUUUUUAACAUUUUUAUUUCAAUAUAAGGUUCACAAUAUUUUGUAUACAAAUAAUCUGUUUUACAUGUUUCUCAAAUCCUCUAGUGCUUUGCAAUAUUUAAAAAAAAAUGUAUUCAUUGUUAUUAUCAAUACAUUUACUCUGAUAACAAUACUGCAUAUGGAACAAAUUUAAAAAAGAUUGUUCAAUUAAAAUCAAGCUUUUUUUUUUCUUUUGUUUUGUAUACAAAUGUAAUGUUUGCUGGUAUUAUUGAACCCAUGUUAAGAAUCUCUGACCUUUUGAGUUUCAACUUAGAAAAUAUUCUUAAUGGUAUGAUGUCAGCAAUGCCCAAUGCAAGAAUGGUAAUUAUUUUAACUAUCUGCUCUCAAAACUUUUUCACCUCUGCCAAAGUGCCUUAAUCUUUUAACAAAAUCUGUAAGAAUUUGAAACUAUAUAUUGAAUAGCUAUUAUUCAAUGUUUUUUUUUUGUCCAAUUAGUCACAUGUUAAAUUAGAUUGUCAAUGUUGGUAUUCCAUUAAGACUAGAUCAGUCUCAAGAGUUUAUGUGAUUAAUGUGUUCUUACUACUAAAAGAUAUUGAUUUUAUAAAGUUAUGUAAACUCCUGUAUAACUUAGUAAAUUGUGUUGUAUUAUUUUAUUUGAUUGAACUUGAUUGACAAAUGGACUGAUUUCAUCUAUAUACUAUACACAAUACAAACAAUAAUAAUA
This is a messenger RNA of Biomphalaria glabrata, 1634 nucleotides long. Its product is annotated as mitotic-spindle organizing protein 2B-like. The record is from RefSeq and is a predicted model, not a curated record. Gene Ontology annotation, cellular component: spindle; centrosome. Bases 101 to 658 code for a protein of 185 amino acids. The transcript is spliced from 3 exons. Lineage: Eukaryota; Metazoa; Mollusca; Gastropoda; Planorbidae.